Molecule: messenger RNA, 1500 nt
Organism: Klebsormidium nitens
Lineage: Eukaryota; Viridiplantae; Streptophyta; Klebsormidiophyceae; Klebsormidiales; Klebsormidiaceae
Source: the annotation of a GenBank genome assembly
AUGAUGUGCAUGCGUGUGCGGCUCGUCGAGGCGGAGAAAAAUCUAAAUUGUGACGACUUGAGAAGAGUGAUCAGGGGUCUGCUUCAAGAAGAGACUCGAUUCGUUCAGGUGAAAGAGCUUGUGAAAGACUUCGGACGUAGCUCCGUCUCCAGCAUAUCCCGACACGAUCUGCAAGUCGGUACCGACUGCCUCUUACUGGACUUCCUGACUUCAGCCUGGACUUUCUCAGACCACUGCUUUCAUCUGGACGAGCUUUGGGGCUACGCCGUUUCUCCCAUAGACUUUGACGGAGCUUCUUCUUCUAUCGAGCUAUUCCUAGACAAUGCUCGCGCUGCUAUCAAAGAAAGCGCAGAUGUGCACCCAGCAGAAGCUGAGACUGGUCGUGGCGAAUGUGAAGGAAACCAAGUCGACGACGAUUGCGUGAGCGUAUCGCAAGCGGCUUCAGCAAUCAGCGAGGAGGAGAUGGACGGUGAUCAAUCUUUCAGCACGGGGGAAAGCUUGCCAAAUCGAUCAGUAGCUUUUGGAUCAGACACAGGAGCUGCGACGUACGAUUCCACCGAGCUACUUCGCAAAAUGAAAAGAGACGGCGAGGUCUCAGCGACAGAACCGAAAGCGCAGACUAGGUUGUCCACGGAUUUGGAAUCGACCGACGUGGUUGAUGAAGCUCAGUCUAUGAAGAACUCCAGUACAAGCAGGAUUGACCAAGGAAGUACGUUCGAGUCUGUCUUGGUCGACGGCUUUCCACAGCUGCGAGAAGAUAGUGGCCGCCAAUCUGCAUCGGGAUCAGAAGCUGUCCAGGAUUCGAUUCUGCAUCCAGUUCCAGAGACACAGUACGAAGAUGCUGAAAGUCAGCUUGACGUAGAUCUUUCAAACGAACCACCUAAGUUGGAUUCGGAAAGAAGAGCCACUUUUGGUUCUCGAAUCCUGCCCGCAAAAAGGUCUCUUUUUGAAGAGAUCUCCAGAGCGACCUGCGACUGCAGCGCGGAAGAGGCUACCGCCGGACAGCCCGCAGCUGUCCGGGUCCAUGAGUCGGUCAAUGACCAAGUCGAACUUCCUUUGGAACCACCUGUGCCUGUGGAAGUUUCCAGUAAAACCAAGCUCUGCUUUUCCAAGGGCGGCACUCCUUACUGGCUCGUCAGCUUUACAAUCCAAAGUAUCGGCGACCACUGGAUAGAGCUCCAGGGCCUUUGCUACACCCGACACGGGGACGAGAAACCCGUCACGAUCGUCUGGCCUUCAGGGGACGUCGUGCUGAAGGGGGAGCGUUCCUUUGUUUCAUACGCCGUCCGCUUCGAGCGGACGAGUAACGUACCUCCUCAAAUGAUCUUUCAAUGGCAGUACAGGAAGCUAGAAAAGAAGAAGAGUGCAAAGAGAGAAGGACCCGUCAAGAACCCACGAAUCGGAUCAGAGUACAAAAGGCUGCCCCCCACGCAACUGAAUUCUGCCAGAAAGAGCCCCAAGCGGCCCACCAACCAAGACCAUUUGCCAGUUCAUAGUUGA